Pteronotus mesoamericanus is the source of this 3212-nucleotide messenger RNA. It is a transcript of the gene PRXL2C, whose product is annotated as peroxiredoxin like 2C. The record is from RefSeq and is a predicted model, not a curated record. Lineage: Eukaryota; Metazoa; Chordata; Mammalia; Chiroptera; Mormoopidae. Bases 104 to 784 code for a protein of 226 amino acids. The transcript is spliced from 6 exons.
CGCCGGAUCCCCGGCGCCCACCACGGCACAGUCCCGCCUGGCACCUCCUCUACGCCCCGCCCGCUCCGGCCGGCGUGAAUCCGGCCCGCGGAAGCCGGGCGCGAUGGAUGCCUCGGCCCCGAUCACGCGGCAGGUUAGCGGCCUAAUCGCCGCUGCCCCGGUCCCAAGCGGCCGCGAGCGCGGGCAACCACUGGCGGCCGCCGUGGCCGAGCUUCUCGUGCUGGACGCGUCUGGGAGGCGGGUGCCGUUCGGCGCGCUGUUUCGGGAGCGCCGAGCCAUCGUGAUCUUCGUGCGGCAUUUCCUGUGUUACACCUGCAAGGAAUACGUAGAAGAUCUAGCCAAAAUCCCCAAGAGUCUCUUACAAGAGGCAAAUGUCACCCUUAUAGUGAUUGGACAGUCAUCCUACCAUCAUAUUGAGCCUUUCUGCAAACUGACUGGGUAUUGUCAUGAAAUCUAUGUUGAUCCUGAGAGAGAAAUUUAUAAAAGAUUGGGAAUGAAAAGAGGUGAAGAAAUUACCUCCUCAGGACAGAGUCCCCAUAUAAAGUCAAAUAUACUCUCAGGGAGCAUUCGGAGCCUGUGGCGGGCAGUGACUGGCCCUCUUUUUGAUUUUCAAGGAGAUCCAAUUCAGCAGGGUGGAACCCUCAUUUUAGGUCCAGGUCCCUACAUCCAUUUUAUACAUCGUGAUAGGAAUAGAUUGGAUCACAAACCCAUCAACUCUGUUUUGCAGCUUGUAGGAGUUCAGCAUGUGGACUUCACAAACAGACCUUCGGUUAUCCAUGUGUGACAAUACAGACUGACUUUCAGAUGGACGCUUGAGAUAUGGCCUUGUGUAGUAUCUAAAUUGUUGGUUCCUCGCAGCCUUUGAGGAGUUACGAAGACAUAGAGACAUGUACCAGUUGAUUUAUCUUUUGAGAGGCACUGAUUGUCAAAAAUGUGAUGUAUAUUUAUAAUUUCAUAGAUUUUAAAGUUUUAAACAAAUAAAAUUUUAUUUUUACAAAAUAAAACUUUAAAAGCUAUAAAAUUAUAAAUACCAUUCUUUACCUUCUAUUACGCUAUAUCUAGUCAGUAAAAAGGUGGGGUUUUUUUUUUUGCCAUGAAAGUCAUAGAUCCUUAUAAAGAACAUAUAAGGGGAAGGUUAGCAACUCAACACCAUUUUAUUCAGUGGAAAAAAGGAUAUUAAAUUCUGAAUUAUUAUUAUCAUAUUAACCAAUAUAAUCACAUUUUUAUAUGUAUUUGUUUAUAUUUUUGUUGCUUAGAAAAAAAGACAAAAAAUAACUACACCAGAAUACUGCCUGUAGGUAUCUGUAAGAUUUAUUUUCUUUUUCACACUUUUCUGUGUUUCCCAACUUACUACAUCGUGAGUAUGAUUCAUUUUGGGGCCAGGAAAAGGUCUUUAAAAAUUUAUGAAUAUAUUCCUACACAACAAGUUCCACAAAGGUUUAGUUAUAUAGGUGUAGUCCACAUAUUUCUAUCCUAAUAGUUUAACUCGGAGGAAAUAAGGCAAACCACACCUUCCAUAGAGCCUAUCCAAAGCCCCUUGUCACAACACACACUAUCCAUUUCACUAGGACUUUUCUUUUUGGUAAAAGGAGAAAAAUUUAUUUUAGAUGUUUAAGAUACAUAUUUUAAAUAUGGUGGGCAUGCUUUUUGAAAAUGAAUUUUAAGAAUUGUUGAAACUAAAAAUAUGUUAGAACUUAAAUGUGCACUAUGGUUUGGUUGUACAUUCCGGACAGCUUCCGUUUCUCACCCCCAAUUGCUUUUAUUUAGUGGAGUAUUGUCAUCUUUUAUUUUUCUAGAAUCUUAAUAUCAUAUCCCAAAAAUUCUGAUGAAAAGUACACCAAAAUCAAAAUACAGAGUGGGGCAAAAGUAGUGGUUUACAAUUGUUUGUAUGAAAAAUAAUACAGUUAAUAAUUAAAUAAAAUAAGUAAAGGAAGUAAAGUAAAAUAAUAAAUAAUAUAAGAACAAACUCUGUUUCUCAUAAGAAUAAACUCUGUUUCUCAUACUCACAACUGUAAACCUACUUUUGCCCCACACUGUGUUGGUAAUUUUUAGCAAGUAAAAUGAAUUUACAGUUCUUUUAUAUCAAGCAUAUGAAGUCACACAAAAAGUAAAUAAUGUAUCUAAAUAUUUGAAUGUAUUUUCAUAUACAUGCACAAUCAUGUUUUUAAUCAGUAAAAAUGAAAUUUCUCAUAAAAUUGAAAUUAAGCAAUUUUGUGCUGUUUUACAGUAAGGAAAGACUAGUGGUAACCCCAGUUCCCUUCACUGAUUUUAGACUUAAAACUGCUGAAUCAUAGCUUACACAAAAUUUUAUAUUUAUAAAUGAAAACCAUAUUUUUCUAAAAUACAUAAACGUUCCUUAUGCGACUUUAGGAAGGUACAGUUACAUAAAGACAGUGCAGUGGUAAAUUGCCUACCCAAACAGACAUUUAAUAUAAAAACUACUUAUAAUAGUUGUUACGCAAUAUAUAAAUAUGCUGCACAUCCAAAUGUACUGGACUCAAAAUUUCUUAAAACCUUCCUGCAAUAAGUACAUAAAAGUACUAGAUAAAAGAAUAGCAAUCUAACGCUUUAAUGCUGCUAAUUAUUUGCCAGGUACUGUUUCAAAUGCUUUAGCUCUGUAGAAUUGAUAUCAUCAUCAUCAUCCCCAUUUUAGAGAAGAGACAUCUUUUUUAAAGAUGAAUUUACAAGAAAGUGAAGAAAUCCCACCAGGCUGAUGAGCAUACACCGAAGCCACCGGCUGCCCUGAGGGUUGUGGCCAUCCCAGGAAUUAGAGAAGGCUGUCCCUUGGCCAACUCCAAGGACUUGCACGGUGGAGUUAAAACAAAAGCCACUGCAUAGAGGACGACCUGAGACCUAUGUGUAACGGCUACAGUCACAUCCAUCCAUAGACCAAGUUGCCCAGUGAGGACAUGCUGUUAGCCCUCUGCAAUGAACCAUGGGGGCAACAAUUAUAAUAAAAUGAAAGUGUAUGUUUAAUUUUAAAAAUCAAAUACUUUUGUUUCUCAAGAAGAUUGAUGAUAGCACUGGCUGGUGUGGCUCAGGGGAUUGAGCACCAGCCUGAGAACCCAAAGGUCACCAGUUCAGUAUCUGGUCACACAGUACAUGCCUAAGUUGGAGGCCGGGUCCCUAGUUGGGGGACUGUGACAGGCAACCAUCAUGUUUCUCUCCUCUCUUCCUCUCUUCCUCUCUCUCUAAAAGGAAAUAAAUAAAAU